GCCAAAAAUAGAGACCCGUUGCAGUUUCGCAAAAGGACCUCUUCGAUAAAGAAUUCUUACAAAAGUCCUCCACCCUAAGCAGCGCCUGAACAAAUUCAAAUCAGAACCCCCACCCAAUCUACAGUAUCAUUCAACUCCGCUCACCAGAGGUAUUCAUUCCAUCAAUGUCGAACGACAACAAUACUCUCUUUAACAAUCUAUUCUCUUCGAUAAUCUCAGACAUCAAAUCCUACAAUGGCAAUGAUCCUCUUCUCCCAUGGAUCCGAGGGAUAAAGAAAAUGAAAGACUCGGUGCCGCCCCAGCUUCUCAAAGAGAAACUGCCUCGCUUUCUUCAGAAAUGCGCCGAGAAUUUUCAAACUGACCGCCGCUAUUCCAACGACCUGCGCUACCUUCGUGUUUGGUUGCAAUUGAUUCUUUUGUGCCUAUCUUUCAACAGCCUUGCAGAGCCUGCUGAUGAGUUGCAAAAGGCAUAUGAGCAAUUUCUUCAUCGUAUGAAGCGACAGAGAAAUAAGAGAAUUCAGGUAGGGAAAACUAACAUUUGUAUUCCAAAGAAUGAUGAGGUUGAAGAAAAGAAUGAGAGUGCGUGCAGAACUGAUGAACAAACUGUGGGAGCUUGGCUAGGAGAAUGUUCUUUAGAGAUGCAACCAGAGUCUGUAAAUGCUGAGAACAUGAUUAAGCAGUCACAAAGCUCUGAGAAUGAAUUGCCAAUAGAAGAGGCAAAUCAUAAACACAUUGCAGCAAAUUCUAAUAAUGUUGAAUUGCUCAAAAAUAGGCAACUUAAGAAGGUGAUCGUGAGUGAUUGUAGAGGCAAAAGUUCUUUAGAAAAAACUAAAGUCAAACACGACAGAACUAAAAAAUUUGGAGGUGAAGAUACAGUUGUGACUAAGUUUGUAGAUACUGCCAUUGUUGGGCAAUCUAAUGCAGAAGACUCGAGGCAUCAUGGUCUAGUGGAGCCUACAAUUAACACAAAAGAGGCCAUUAAUGCCAUAAAUAGCAUGUUCCAAGAACCAUUGGUGCCAUCUAUAGCUGGCAGGACGUCAGACAGAAGCCAGCUCAAAACUGGUGAGAGCUUCAACAAUGAAAUCAAGGUUUAUGAUGAGAAAAGCUUAGAGACUGAUAUUGUAUUGUGUCAGCAGAAACCGACAAAGUAUUCAUCAAAGCCACCACCAAGAUCUGACUCUAAUCAGCCUGUACACAAACCAUUUCAAAUAUAUAUGGAUGAUGAGGAAAGCCAUGAGAAGGAGAUUCAGGUUGAAAUCUCUGCUGAAGGUGUUAUUCAUGGGAAUGAUUUUCCAUUUUCAAUUCCAAAUGAUCUUUCUGAAUGCUCUAAAGAUCUAGAUGCUAGAAGGAGGCCACAAGCUGGUCAACGGGAGGAUACAGUUGUUUUUCGGUUCGUAGGAUCCACCAUCUCUGACGAACCAGAGGUCGAAAAUGUUUGCCACCAUGGCCUGGUUGAGCCCACUAUUAAUUUGAAGGAGGCUAUGAAAGAUAUUAAUAGCAUGUUUGGAAAGCCAAUAGAAUUUACACGGAAAAGCAGGAUGAAGAAGCAAGACAGAAUAACGGAUGUGAAGAACAGUUCUGAUGUGUUUUUGAUACUUCCAGAUGACGAAUUUGACAAUGAAAAUGCUAUGGAUGAUGUUAAUAAUAUGUUUCAGAAGCCAAUCGAAUUUUCAAGGACAAGCCAGCCAAAUAAGCAUGAUGAUGUACCUAAUCAUGUCAAGACGACCAGUUGCAGUGGGUUUUUGAUUCUUCCUGAUGAGGAAUUAGACAAUGAACAAGGGAGCUCCCUAUCAAGUUUGUCUGCCAGAAACGAACACGAUCUAUUUGAACAAACUCUAUGCACUAAGGAAGCAAUGGCUGAAAUCAGUAAAAUGUUUGCAAUGCCGAUGGAUAUGUGAAUUCUUGUAAUUGAU
This is a messenger RNA of Olea europaea var. sylvestris, 1913 nucleotides long. RefSeq lists its product as uncharacterized. The coding region runs from base 165 to 1898 and encodes 577 amino acids. The transcript has 4 exons. Gene Ontology annotation, biological process: mitotic spindle assembly checkpoint signaling; meiotic sister chromatid cohesion, centromeric. The record is from RefSeq and is a predicted model, not a curated record. Gene Ontology annotation, molecular function: protein kinase activity. NCBI's taxonomy places the organism in Eukaryota, Viridiplantae, Streptophyta, Magnoliopsida, Lamiales, Oleaceae.